Messenger RNA from Tympanuchus pallidicinctus (lesser prairie-chicken), 3030 nucleotides. RefSeq lists its product as uncharacterized. NCBI's taxonomy places the organism in Eukaryota, Metazoa, Chordata, Aves, Galliformes, Phasianidae. The record is from RefSeq and is a predicted model, not a curated record. The coding region runs from base 1497 to 2780 and encodes 427 amino acids. The transcript has 2 exons.
GCAGCAGACAUCCGGCCAGAAGGUGUGGUACAGGCGGCCAGGACGUGCCCCAGUACAGGCGGAAGUGUUGACCCUGGAUAGAAAGACGGCCUGUAUCUUGCCCUGGAGAGCAGACCUUCCCCUCCUGGUACCUGUGAAACAUCUGUAUUACUCCCCGUGAGUCUGUGAGCCUUCAGGAGCACUGGAAGGAACAAAAUGCCAUCAAGCGUUCCAGUGUUGCUGUCGGAUCACAUGCAACACAUGGUGAUGGUCUGCAUGGGACUGAUGGAACAUAGAACAGACCUGCACCUCAGGACCUCAUGCCUCCAGUCACAUCAUCGAGCACUGGCCCAUAGAAGAGUAUGGGCAUUCACUGAUCAUCACUCGUCAUGAAUUGUCCCAACACGUGUCACGAUAAAAUCGUACAAGCGUCGCGAUAUACCGGAUCUUUGUAUUCGGGAAAGCUUACCCUUUAGUUAACGUGAUCAUUGGUUCACACCACGAAGGGGUGGAGUGUGUGGGAACUGCUGAGUCACGGCCUGAACCUCUGAUUGAUCACCUGAGGCGAGCCAUGAGUCAGCCAGCGGAGCACAGGUGAAGGCAAUUCAUCUGUGCUGCCAGAAGGGGUGGAACCAGGCUCCUCCUAGCCCUAUUUAAGAGCUGGCUACCAGAGGGGAUGGAUCUCGUCUGGAGAUCCCCUCUUCUGGUGUUUUGUGGUGAGCCCAGUAUAAGGAUCAGAGCUUUGUUUCCUCAGCCGUAUGUUUUAUCUGCAUUGGUUAGCUACCAUUCCUGGAUACCUGCAUCCCACUAAGGGCUGCUGCUGUUGCGCUUCUUCCCGCUGGGAUGGAGGCAGAGCGUCAUUGUAGUCCUCUUUUCAUCAGCAAUCAGGGACUCAGUCGCUGUUCCCUGUGAAGAAAAGACGGGUUAAAAAUGUACCCUCUCACACCCAGAUUGACCUCCUGCAAAAUGUGGGAGAAUGGCACUGUCUGAAGCACCAUCUCUGCCGAGUGACUUCUGUGGUGCUGUGAUUUAUCAGUGCAAACCUGCAUUGCUGUGUAUGCUGAAUAGUUUGGAGUGUGUCAUGGGAUCGGGCAUGCAGGAAAACGAGUUGCAGAGAGGCUUCAACAAGGACAGGGCUGGAUGAGGAGAGUCAGCGAAGGGUUCAGCUCCCCUGGGAGCUUGUGUCACAGCAUGGUAUGCCCUUUGCCAGGGGUACAGCGAACGGCGGGGAGUAUUACCUGGGUGUCUGCGGGAAUGGUGGGAAAUAGUGGUGGUGCGUGGCAGGUUGGACUGGAUGAUCUGGAGGUCUCUUGCAGCCUUUGUGAUUCUGUGAUUGUAAAGCUGUCUCACCACAGCACUGGGAGCUGGCUGUGGGGGCAUCUCCUUGAGCAGGACACUCAGGGACACAGCGUUUCUCCCAUUUUUGUAGAGGCCGAGGCUGGCAGAACAAAUGGACGCUCAGGGAGAGGCGGGCUGGUCCCUGCCCAGCUGUUAACGGGAGUCUGCUUCAGGCGUCCAUGCAGUGGCCUCUUCAACUGCGUGGGGUGUGGCUCCCUCAGGUGUGGUUUUCCUUUGGAGAGAGCUUGCACCCGCUUGCUGAGCAGCGUUCUCUGCACGUCCAGCAUGCUCAGCUCUGCGGCAGGUGGCAGGUAGGGCGUCAGUCGUUUUGUAGCCACCUUCCAGAACAGGGACGCGGAGCUGCAGAUGUUUGCGAUGGAAUCCGAUGUGCCAGGCAUGCCUGGCUGUUGUGUGAAGGAGUGCAUCUCUGCAGCAGCGCGUCUCUGCGGCCACCUCGUGCUGCUGAUAACGACGGCCCCUGCCUACUCAAAGGUCAGGAACGUUUCCGAGUCCUGCUGUAUGCCAAGAAUGAGCUCAAUCCAGAGGACUUUGCCGGUGGCGGUGGUCAGCUUGAGCUUGCAGUGUCGGUUGGAGGGCAGCAACUCGAGGUUCAUUGUGGCCGACUGAGGCAUAGCCACCCAGGCUUCUCUCACGAGUUCCUGGAACCAGGUUGCGGUUUUCUCCAUUUCCAGGUAGGACUCGUUGCAGAGGGUUUGCAGCAGGCUGGGCAUCUGCUCUGUCAGCUGGUCCUCAGGGUGGUGGAGGAAGCACAUCAGGUGUGGCAUGUGCUGCUCCGUUUGGCACGUGCACUGGCGCUCCACGCGGAUGCAGGAGUUCCUCACCCCUAUCCUCUCUCUGGGGCCCACCUCCAACUGGAAGACGUGGCCCGGGGGUGCCUUCAGGGGCACGAGCAUGCGGUAGACAGUGUAGCACCCAUCGGGACCCCUGCCUUCAAAGCCAACGCCCACCCCAAUGGCUGGCUGCAGCCGUGGCAUGAAGUAACCCUGGGCAACUGUGUGACAGACGCUCAGAAGUUCAUCCACCAGCUCCUCCACCACCUUGCACUUGUUUCUCCGGGACUUCAGCGGCCAAAUGGAGAACUCGGAGUAAAACCUGCUCACGUAGGUGACAUCACCGGGGUCUCCGUGGCACACCGGCUCCCACAUCUCCCUGUCGCAUUUGUUCCAAAGGUCAAACAGCUGUUGGGACAACUCUGCUGCUUGCCUUUCCCUGUACCGUUUGCGGAUGAAGAGGAAGAGCAGGAAAAGCAGCAGUACAGCCAAGGCCCACACUUUCCAGGACUGCAGUGCAGAGAAGUACGAGCCUUGCACCCCCAUCCUGCUCUCCUCCGCGUUCUUGUCUUCUGUCUCCAGCAGCAGCUUUGUCAUCUGCUCUUGCAGAUACGCCUCAUACUGCUGCGCGUGCUCAUGCGUGUCCGCAUCCAAACUAUCACCAAGAAGUAGUCUUCUGUUCGCCAACAAGGCUAACAGUAACACCAAAGCCAUGAUCUGGAAGAGGGGAGAGAGGGGAGGUCAGUGGGGCUGGGUGGGAGCUCGCACGGGGCUGGGGGAGCGGGGCCAGGAGCCACAGCCCCUGGGGUCAGGUAGGAGCGGGGGUGAGGGAGCUGGGAGGCAGGAGGUGACUGCCCGCAGAGCUGCUCGCAGGCUCCCUGAGCGCUCGCUGCUGUCUCUGCAGGCUCCCAAAGCCCCCGCG